Vigna umbellata (rice bean) is the source of this 1392-nucleotide messenger RNA. The record is from RefSeq and is a predicted model, not a curated record. NCBI's taxonomy places the organism in Eukaryota, Viridiplantae, Streptophyta, Magnoliopsida, Fabales, Fabaceae.
AUGGUUUUACAUGAUAAUACAGGAAUUGUUCGCUUAAACCUUUAUGAGCGUCCUUCUAGCGGUGUAAAGUGUGACCACCUAGCAAGUUGUGAAAUCAAGAUGAGGCAUUGUGAAGAUGAUUCAACAAUAAUGUGGGCAAUAGGACCUGAUUAUAGUGCAAUAGCAAAACAUGCGAAGUUUUGUGGAGAUGAAGUUGAAAUGGUUGUCCCAUUUGAGGGUACCAACUCAGCAGAGUUAAAGGUGAAGAUUGUAGUAAAAGAGUGGCAGUUUUCUGAUGGUUCACAUAGCUUGAACAACCUCCGUGCUAAUUCUCAACGAUCACUUAUUGGAUCAUCAACUCUUCUGUCAAAAACUGGAAGGAAACUUAAGAUAACAAUUGUAGAAGCAAGGGAUCUCGUUACGAAAGACAGAUCUGGAAAAGUUAGUCCAUACGUCAAAUUGCAAUAUGGAAAGGUUGGUAAGAGAACAAAGGUUGCUCCUCCUACUACUACAAAUCCUUCCUGGAAUGAAUCAUUUGAUUUUGAUGAGAAUGAUGGUGAUGAAUACCUAAAUGUAAAAUGCUUCAGUGAAGAAAUUUUUGGAGAUGAAAAUAUUGGUACUGCAAAUGUAAAUUUGGAAGGACUGGGGGACGGGUCAAUCAAGGAUGAAUGGAUCCCACUUGAAGGAGUGAGUUCUGGUGAAUUAAGACUUAAAAUUGAAGUAGUUAGGGUUGAGGACCAAGAAGGAUCAAGGAAUUCAGCCAAUGGUUGGAUAGAACUUGUUGUGAUUGAAGCAAGAGACCUUAUUGCUGCCGAUCUUCGAGGGACAAGUGAUCCUUAUGUGAGGGUGAACUAUGGGAACUUGAAGCGGAGGACAAAGGUUAUACACAAAACACUCAAUCCUCGUUGGAACCAAACCUUAGAGUUCCUUGACGAUGGUAGUCCCCUGACACUGCAUGUUAGGGACCAUAAUGCUUUACUACCCACAUCAAGUAUAGGGGAAUGUGUUGUAGAAUAUCAAAGGUUACCUCCAAACCAGAUGUCUGACAAAUGGAUACCUCUCCAAGGGGUUAAAAGUGGCGAGAUACACAUCCAAAUUACCAGAAAAGUUCCAGAAAUGCAAACAAAAAGUUCCCUAGACUCUCAACCAUCUUCUUUAAGUAAAUCACAUCAAAUUCCUACCCAGAUGAGAGAGAUGUUGAAAAAGUUUCGAUCAUUAAUAGAGGAUGGAAAUCUUGAAGGACUGACAUCAACUUUGAGCGAGUUAGAAAGUCUAGAGGAUACAAUGGAAGGGUACGUAGCACAGCUGGAGACCGAGCAAAUGCUUCUUCUCAGCAAAAUAAAUGAACUGGGUCAAGAGAUCCUCAAUUCUUCUUCUUCCCUCUCUAGCAGUCCUUCUCAAAAUGGAAAUUAA